This is a messenger RNA of Orbilia oligospora ATCC 24927, 1944 nucleotides long. RefSeq lists its product as uncharacterized. The coding region runs from base 1 to 1944 and encodes 647 amino acids. Gene Ontology annotation, molecular function: metal ion binding. Lineage: Eukaryota; Fungi; Ascomycota; Orbiliomycetes; Orbiliales; Orbiliaceae. The transcript has 3 exons. The record is from RefSeq and is a predicted model, not a curated record.
AUGGCGGAUCCAUUGAGAACAGGUGACGAAGAUUUCCCUGUGCCUCUUCAGCAGCCUGCCGGAUCCUCCUUGGUGGCUGCUUCCACUGUUACAGGGGAUGCCAGUGCGGCAACUUCGUCAUCGUCGUCACAAACACAAACACAGGCACGUGGACAAGCACGAGCGCCGAAGACUCCUCGGCCUUGCAAGUUCUACACGACGAAAGCCGGGUGCAAGAAUGGAGAUUCGUGCCCGUUUUCCCAUGACCCUGAGCUUCGAAAGAGCGGCACUGGGGAUGAUCGCUCACCUGCGCUGGCAUCCGGGCCCGGGAGAAAGGACCCUGCUGGUGAUCGACAGCAUCAAAAUGCCGGCGGGGUACGUCAUACAGCACGCGGUGCACCUGGGGCCGAUGCAUUGCCGGCACGCCGUCAUCUUCCAAUCGUUGAUCCCUCUAAGGUAGUGCGCCGGCCUGCACCAGCCGGUGAAAGUAAUCCCGAAGUGCGGAGAAAAAACGAGAUCAAUCAGCUUAAGCGUCGAUGGGGGGACCUGUUCCAAGAAGUCGAUCAGGAACAUGGCGUGUACCGACUUGAGUUGAAACAGUCAGAAGAUUUCCCAUAUGAUCUAGAUGCUCUAAGGGUCGAACUAUCUAUCCCACAAGAAUACCCUAAGGCAGAUGCGGAAGGAUCCUCGAUCAAGGUACUGAACGAGGAUGUGCCCAAAGGACAUCAGUUCAAUAUCGAACGAGGCUUUUCGAAUUUGGUUAGGUCAGCAUCGAAGACGACGAGGUUGCUCGAUUUGAUCAAUAACCUCGAUAAGCGACUUGAAGAAUUCCUGUCAUCCGAGAAGGCUGCGACUUUCAAAAUUGUGCCGAAUAUAGGAGCCGUUGUCCAGGAAGUCGCAAAGCUUGACGUCAAUGAUCACCAGCUGCAAAUAACGGAGCCGGCGUCUCAAGUAUCACAAGCGCCCCCAAAACCAGAACUGCCAAAACCGAUCUACACCGAGGCUCAAAGGGAAGCUGCAAGGGCAAGACGAGCGUUGGAGACAAGGCAGCUGGAAGCGAGAUUAAGACAGUCACCUGUGUUCUGGAAAAACUCGAUCGGUACGAUAUACAAGGUCCCUUUGGAGCCUCGAAUGAAAGCUAUGCUGCCGGCAGGGCUACUUCUUCUUAACAGCGUUGAUUUGAGAGUACCUGAGCUUUAUCCGCUUGAGCCCUGCAAAAUUGUCUUUGAUCGGAAUUUCCCAGAAGUCAUUACAACGGGUAUUGAGCGCGGGUUUCUCAAGCGAGCGCUAGAGAAACCCGAGGUCUCAUUGAUGGCACAACUUAACUAUCUAGCUCAGAAUAUGCAUAAUAUGAUUGAGACAGUGCCAGAGGAGCCUCCUCAUAGGCCAAUUGUGGAAGUCAAACCCAUUCCUAAGGUUACACCUGAAGCGGGUCCGUCAACGGAAACGCCUACAUCGCCCGUCGUUCUUGAGAAACCUCGUAUAAUCAUUAUAGAAAAAACUCGACCACCGGAGUGGGAGCUAGAGGAUUCUGAAAGCGAUUCAGAGGAAGUAUCUAGCUCCGAAGAAGAGAAAGAGGAAUCGGCGGAGUCAAGUCAGAAUCUCCAACAAGAUUCUGAUGUGGCAGCGCCUGUUUUUGUUUCAUCGAUAGAGCGCGGUACUUCGAUUUCGUUUCCUGAUAUCAAAUUGAAAAAUAUCGAGCUGUUGGAACUAAAGACGAUCAAUUUGACCAUGAAAUGCACUCGAUGCAAAACCGUUGCCGACAUCAACAAUAUCAAAGCCAAAGAAAACAAGCAUAGUCGCCCAAAGUUACUUGGUUGCGAGAAAUGUUCCAGCGUCAUAGGAAUAGGUUCAUACACCCCACCAAAUUGUUUUUUACCCUUCAGUACUAUUUCAGAAGAGAAUUCAUUCAUGAAAAUCACACACGUGCAGGAUUUCUUGAUCUUUCGGGUUGUACUGUUGUAG